Molecule: messenger RNA, 1154 nt
Organism: Caenorhabditis sp. 36 PRJEB53466
Lineage: Eukaryota; Metazoa; Nematoda; Chromadorea; Rhabditida; Rhabditidae
Source: the annotation of a GenBank genome assembly
AUGCCGAAGCAAGAGUUCGAUAACUGGGACUUGUGGGCGGGCGCCAUCUGCUUCGGUCUCUUCAUGGCGUUCGUUCUGAUCACUUCGUGCACCUGCAUCAACUACUGCUGCGUUCGCGACGAGGACGAACUCACCAAAAUGGAAAUCGUGAGUUCUUGGCCAAAUUCUGAACGGAAUAAGUGAGAUGGGGGUAUUUAUGGGAUUCCCCCAGGGCUGGGCAAUUGGCCUGCAAGGGCUUUUCGUUGGCCGACCAUUGACCUGGACAUUUGAACCACUUGCAAUAUUCCGAUCGGACCCAAACUUUGCAGGCUUCUUGGACAUGGGUUGAAGCAUACUGGGACCAAGUUUCAGCCCGAUCGGAUCAGCUGGUCCCGAGAUAUGUGGAUCAUUAGCCGAAAUUGGCCGGAAGCCCGGGCUUUUUGGAAAAAAUCGGCCAAUGAUCCACAUAUCUCGGGACCCGACGAUCCGAUCGGGCUGAAACUUGGUCCCAAUGGCCCUCAAUCCAAGUACAACAAUCCUGCAAAGUUUGGGUCCGAUCGGAAUAAUGCAAGUGGUUCAAAUGUCCAGGUCAAUGGUCGGCCAACAAAAAGCCCGGGCCGGCCAAUUGCCCAGCCCUGCCCUGGAUUCCCCCCUUGAUCACCAACUGAUAAUUUCAGAAGUCCCAGUCAUCUGUGAAGCAACUUUGAAAAAUUCUAAAUAAGAUCAGGGUGAUACAGUACGAUAUGAGGCGAAAUGUGUUGUAAAAUCUUUCAAAAUAGUGUCAACGCGACGACACUUUUUCAAAUCAGAACGUCCUACCGUAUCGCCCUGAUUUUUAUCAGAUUUUCCCAAAUUAUUUCCAAAAUUUGUUGCCCAGUUAGAUGAAUUUUCGCUAUUGUAGACGACUGGGAGCGCGUCUCACCGUCUCCGCGUACUUUCCAUAACUUUUCCUCAUUUGUCCUUCGCGCGCACUUCUCUCAACCUCUUCUUUCGAUGAUAGAUCGUGACCGGAAAUUGACCUGUUGCCACCUCUCCAAAAUAAUUUACUUGAUUCGAAUGAAGUACGAUCCGUUUUCUUUUUUCAGUGGGGCGCCGAACACAAAGUACGGCUUCGUCUGGGCCCGCACUCGGAGAAGACGCUGGAGAAGAAGAUGGUGGAGAGAAUAAUCGAGUAG